AUGUUCUUCCAGGACGGCCUGACCGGCUCUGCCUGGGGCGACUGGGCGCUCUACACUGGAUCCCCGCUGCGCGCGUUCGAGAGUGAGCUGGGCGUGCAGGACCCAGUGGGCUUCUGGGACCCGGCUGGGUUCACGGCGGACGGUAGCACCGCUAACUUCGCCCGCCGGCGCCAGACCGAGCUGAAGCACGGCCGCGUGAGUAUGCUGGCGACGAUGGGCUACAUCACCCCAGAGAUUACCGGCAAGCUGCCAGGAUACCUGUCGCCGUCCGCGGGCCUGAAGUUCGCGGACAUCCCGAACGGGCUCGGUGCGAUCUCCAAGGUUCCCGCAGCGGGCUGGGUGCAGAUCGUAGCCUACGCCGCGUUCUGCGAGCUGUCCCAGAACCAAUCCCCGGGCACGCCUGCGGCGGCGGGCGAUUUCGGUUGGAAGGUGCUCACCGCUAGCGACCCCGUGGAGAAGCAGAAGAAGUUGGCGGCUGAGAUCGCCAACGGUCGCCUGGCGAUGAUGGCGAUCAUCGGCAUGUUCUUCCAAGACGGCUUGACCGGUUCUGCGUGGGGCGACUGGGCGCUCUACACGGGCUCUCCGUUGCGCGCGUUCGAGAACGAGAAAUUGCCAGUGAUCAAGCAGUGUUAG
Molecule: messenger RNA, 633 nt
Organism: Prorocentrum cordatum
Lineage: Eukaryota; Dinophyceae; Prorocentrales; Prorocentraceae
Source: the annotation of a GenBank genome assembly